This is a messenger RNA of Ceratitis capitata (Mediterranean fruit fly), 822 nucleotides long. RefSeq lists its product as uncharacterized. The transcript has a single exon. The record is from RefSeq and is a predicted model, not a curated record. Lineage: Eukaryota; Metazoa; Arthropoda; Insecta; Diptera; Tephritidae. Bases 1 to 822 code for a protein of 273 amino acids.
AUGGUAAAAAAAUUCGAGGAAACCACUAAACAAGAUGCAGACGGACGAUGCAUUGUGGAAAUUCCAUUUAAAGACGACAUGGAGCUGGGUGACUCUCGUAAGCAGGCAAUUGCUCGGCUGUUAUCCACGGAAGCAAAUCUCAAAAAAUGUGAAAAACUUUGCAAUGAUUACAAAGAAUUCAUUCACGAGUACCAAAACCUUGGGCAUAUGAUAAAAGCAAACGAGAAGGUAAAUGGAAAAUAUUACUUGCCACACCAGGCUGUAAUACGCGAAGAAAAAUUAACUACAAAACUUCGUGUUGUCUUUGAUGCGUCAGCAAAAACUUUAAAUGGAAAGUGCCCAAAUGAUAUCAUGUUGACAGGACCCAAACUUCAAAGGGAUGUAUUUGAUAUCAUUCUCAGGUGGAGACUACGGAAAGUAGUAAUCACAGCCGAUGUUGAAAAAAUGUUCCGGCAAAUUAAAAUUUCAAAAAAAGAUCAAGUGUAUUAUCGAAUUUUGUGGCAGGAACAUCCUUCAGAUAAGAUAGAGGAAUACGAGUUGACGACAGUGACAUUUGGUACCGCUUCAGCACCAUAUUUAGCAGUGCGCACAUUAUUUGAAAUUGCCAACAAGUAUUCUAGUGAAAACAAAUGGUUACAAAUAAUCAUAAAGGAAGAUUUUUAUAUGGAUGAUCUCAUGACUGGUGGAGAUUUGUAUUAUGAUCCAAAAAGAAAUCAGCAAGCAUCUUCAGUUAUUUGGAUUUCAUUUGAGGAAAUGGCUAUCCAAUUGCGACAAUAUAACCAAAAAUAUCACCAACAUUGGAUAAAGAAAAUGAAGCAGUGA